Uloborus diversus is the source of this 559-nucleotide messenger RNA. RefSeq lists its product as uncharacterized. The annotation marks the transcript as partial. The transcript has 3 exons. Lineage: Eukaryota; Metazoa; Arthropoda; Arachnida; Araneae; Uloboridae. The record is from RefSeq and is a predicted model, not a curated record.
AUGGUUUUUUCCCCGCAGUGGGACGAGAUCAUGUCCCCCGACCGGGUGGUAGUCCACGCGGGCGCCAACGACGUCAUCGAGGGGCUCCCCUCCGUGAGCGCCCUGGUGUCGGGGCGCCUCAAGGCGCUGGUGGACGAGAUGAGGGCGCUCCAGGACGCCGGACGGGGCUCCUACGCCCUCUCGGCCAUCCUGCCCAAGAACGACCCCGUCAUGACCUUCAACAACAAGAUCAACAUCAUCAACUCGGACGUGAGUUGGUACGCCCAGAGGCGGGGCAUCGACUUCAUAGACCACGCCCACCUCUUCUGGAAGGAGGGGUCUUUGCAGAGGGACCUCUUCCGAUUCGACGGCUCCCUCAACGAGGAGGGGCUGAGGGGCCUGGAGGAGUCCCUAUUCGACGAUGACAGCUUCUGCGGAGGGAGGAGGGGCGAGGAGAAGGACCCACUCUGGAACCUCAGGCACGGACACAGAUUACGAAAGAGACCUUCUCUGGAACUGAAAGAUAUACUGCCGUUGGAGCGGAAAAUAUACGACAAACAUUUGCCUCCGAAACAGGAAG